AUGAGGCUACCGAAUCGUUCUCCCCCGAUCCUGCGGAUCGCCAAUGGCACCUUCUACCGCCGCCACCCAAACGCGCACUCGACGCAACCGAACCCGCCGCUUUUCAGCGACCUGAGCUUCGAGCUGCCGUCCUUCGCCGAGACCAAGAACCACUGGUGCAUCGUCGGGCCCUCGCUUUCGGGCAAGACGACGCUGCUGCAGGUUCUGCGGGGCCAGCACCUCGCGAUUCCGCCGACAUCGCGGGCGUACCCGUACCUUUCGACCGACAAGGCACCGGCGCGGCUGCGGAGCGCGAACCGGGCGAUUCAGUACGUCGGUUUCGAUGGUGAACAAGGCGGGGCGCUGGGCGGGCCAACGACGAGCGCGUAUCUCGCGGCGCGGUACGAGUCGAGGAGGGAGAACACGGAUUUCUCGCUGCGGGACUUUCUGGUGGGCAACACAGAGCUGAACCCGCUCGAGACUUUGCCUGGCGAGGAGAACCUGAUACCGAGGGAGCUUCUGGAGAGGGUCGUCACGGACCUGCGGCUGGACCCGCUCCUCGAUCUGCCUGUAGCCUUCCUGAGCAACGGGCAGGGGAGGAGGGCGCGCAUCGCGAGGGCGCUGUUGACGACGCCCGAGGUUCUGCUGCUAGACGAGCCGUUCAUGGGGCUCGACCCGCCUACCGUUGCGUCGUUGAGCCCGCUGCUCCAGUCGCUGGCCGAGCGGCAGAGCCCCAGGCUGGUCCUCAGCGCGAGGCCCCAGGAUCCUCUGCCCGAUUGGAUCACGCACCUGAUCUACCUCCGCAGCGACUGCCAGAUCGGCUCAAUGGGCCCCAAGGACAUGGUGCUGGAAGGCUUCAGGAAGUAUGUCAGGGGCGUGUGGAAAGGAGGGCUGCAGGAGGACGAGAAGCUCCCCGUGCACUCGCUCGUGGAGAUGGGCAAGGCCUUGACUACGAAUGGCGUCGAGGGCGAUGGGCUCUUUGAUUCGAACGAGAAGGGCCAGCAUGCCGCCGAGUCUGCGGCUGCGGUGGAGAACUCGCCUCCCCAGACGCCACUUGGCGAGCCCUUGGUCGAGAUGGACGGUUGCCAAGUGAGGUAUGGAAGCAAGAUCGCACUGGGCAACUGGUCUCAAGACACGCCAUCCGGCCCCAAGGACGGCCUCAUCUGGACAGUUCGUAGAGGAGAGCGAUGGGGCGUGUUCGGUCCAAACGGGUCGGGCAAGACCACCGUCGUCUCCCUUCUCUGUUCCGAUCACCCUCAGACGUACUCUCUCCCCAUCAAGCUGUUCGGCAGAAGUAGACUGCCCGAGCCUGGAUCCGGCCAACGGCCCCUCACGUUUUGGGACAUCCAGUCACGUAUUGGACACUCGAGCCCUGAGGUCCACCAGCACAUGCCCCGGGGUCUGACAGUACGGCAAGUACUGGAGAACGCGUGGGCGGACACGUUCAAGGGGAUCCCCAAGCUCGACGAUGAGGCACGAGGCAAGGUCGAAGCCACACUGCGCUGGUUUUCUCCUGAACUAAACCCGGGCCACAACAACAGUAUCGCCGUAGGCAGCAGCAGCAGCAGCAGCGACAACCUGUCCUGGUCCGACGCAUACCUCUUUGGCGGCCUCUCCUUCAGCGCCCAGCGCAUCGCUUUGCUGUUGCGGGCCGUUAUCAAGAACCCCGACGUGGUGGUGCUCGACGAGGCAUUCAGCGGCAUGGACGACGCGGUGCGGGACAAGUGCAUGCUCUUCCUGGCCAAGGGCGAGGAGAAGACGCACAGCGGCGAUCGGAUCGUGGACAGCGAGGCGGCCAAGGCGGGCGAAGUCAGGGUCAGGGGUCUGACGGAACAGCAGGCGUUGAUCUGCAUCAGCCACAUCAAGGAGGAGGUGCCGGACUGCGUGCGCGAGUGGAUAUGCCUGCCCGAGGCCAACGAGGGCCUUCCGGCGCGGUUUGGACAGUUUGACGGGCCGUUGAGGACGGACGAGAAGCGGUGGAGGGCGCUCUGGGGUGUGUAG
Molecule: messenger RNA, 1980 nt
Organism: Colletotrichum higginsianum IMI 349063
Lineage: Eukaryota; Fungi; Ascomycota; Sordariomycetes; Glomerellales; Glomerellaceae
Product: ABC transporter
Exons: 1
Coding region: 1-1980 (659 amino acids)
Cellular component (GO): mitochondrion
Molecular function (GO): ATP binding; ATP hydrolysis activity
Source: RefSeq, a predicted model, not a curated record